Messenger RNA from Monodelphis domestica (gray short-tailed opossum), 1939 nucleotides. RefSeq names its product transmembrane protein 252 (gene TMEM252). Lineage: Eukaryota; Metazoa; Chordata; Mammalia; Didelphimorphia; Didelphidae. The record is from RefSeq and is a predicted model, not a curated record.
AGAGUGAAUAAAGCCUGGAAAAGUGCAAGUAGGAAGGGCUUGUCUUGGAAAGUCACCAGCAGGCAAGGAAGAUAGUAGCAGACGGGGAGCUGGGCUCCAGAGGCAAAAGGAUGCAGAGAGUGAACCUCACAGUCCUUUGCUGCCUCACCCUCUUGACUGGCUUCCUAACCAUCUGUCUGGGGGCCUUCUUCAUAUCCCUGGGCUCAGGCCCUAACUGCAGGGGGAAGCUGAUCCUGGCCUAUUGCCUUUUGCCUCUGGGGUUCCUGAUCCUCUUGAGUGGAAUUUUUUGGAGCACCUACCAGCAGGCAAGCCAAGGCAAAGACAUCUUCACCAGAGUGCUCAGACAGAACCUAAGGCAUGGGGCCCCACGAGUUCCCACUGUGGACAGGCCAGACUUUUAUCCCCCAUCUUAUGAAGACAGCAUCGAUCCUGAAAAGCAACUCUCUCUGGAGCAGAAGGAGGCCUUCAACAUCCCCCCACCCCUAUAUACUGAGAGCAGCCUAGAAUUCAUGGACAACACUGACAGUCACCGAGAAAUCCCACCAUCCUAUGAAGUUUCAGUGAGAGGCAUGUUGAUGGCAGAAGGGGCUGCUGUAGUAGCAAGAGGAGGAGGAGAGGCAGCAGGAGAGCAAGGCCAAGAAUGCCUCAGGCAUUAAGAGCUCCCAGGCACUUGUGUUGCAUGUGUACCAAGAGUCAGCUGCUAAUAAUAAAAAUUGUCAAGAGACUUUGGAAGGAAAAACCAUGUCAGUUAUCCUAAGUUAGAGUUAGUAGAGAGGAUACCACAUGUGACAACAGUGGUAUUUGGAAGGACACGCCAGAGCAUUCAUGUAACCUCAUGGCAAUGGCAGGGUGGAUGUUGUGGUGACAAGGUCAGCACCAAGUGUGGUUAUCUGAGAGGCUGCCGGACAACUGAAAAUAAGGGACUAACCUUUAGCCUGUAAAAGAAAUGACUGGGGAAAGAAUGAUCCCACGCAUUACUUGCUUUUUGUGGCCAAGUCCACACCAAGCUUUACAAAUAACUCCUUUAUAAUUCUUCUCAGGAAAAAUGGAAAUGAGCCAGUAAAGACCACUAUUGUGACUCCAUUUCCUUUAUUCCCUAUAUAUCCAUAAGGAAGAAAGAGGGCAGUAAAUGCAUCAUUGUUGUUGUUUUCCCCUUGUUUGAGGACUGUUUACUGAGUUUAAUGGUUUUCCAUCUUACCAGGAAAGCCCAGUUCCACCAAUGUUAUGCCAGCAACAAGUCCUAUUGGACUCUUUUGAUCCAAAUCAUUUUAGGACUUGAGAUGGUCACAAAAAAAGGUUAAAAACCUCAAAGUUACAUUUGGACAUUCCUUCCCAUGAAGGACAAAUAAAAUAACUAAUGGAGAAGUAUGGAACCAAGUCUUUUGUUGCUGAAUCAUCUUCCUAUCAGAAAUAGGAAGAAAAUGUUCAAUGACUUUUUGCUGCUUUGGUGUAUUCCUAAAGGAAGCAAUUUCAAAAGACAUUAACAACUUCCUCUUUUUCUUUGCUAAUAACUUUCCAAGGGACAGACGAAUGGAACUCGUUGCCUUUAUAAGAUUGUCCCAACCUGACCCCAACCUUUUCAACCCUACUUUACAUUCCUGCCUUUUCUAUAAUCCGAUUCAUUCUAAUUAGUCUUCACGCUGUUCCUCACACAUGAGUCACCAUCUACAAUUUCUGUGUCUUUUUACUGGUUGUUCACACCAUCCCUGGUAGCCUCUCUCUUUUCCUUCUCCUUAUCUCAUGGAACCCCUAACUUACUUUAUGGCUCAGCUGGAGCACCAUUGUCUACAUGAAGCCUUUUCUGAAACUCAUUUCCCUCCAGUUUUGAGUGUCGUUCUCUAAACUGCCUUGUAUUUAUUUUUAUAUAUAUUCUGUAUAUAUAGUUAUGUGUACAUGUUAUAUCUUUGUAUAGAAGGUAAAUAAACUCCUUGAGAAUAGA